GACUGCUAGGCGCAAUGAAAAACAUUCUCCUUGACUAUGACAACCAGGAGAAUCAAUUCUUGGCUGCGUGCGUGAAUGCUUGCUUAACUUUUGAAGGGCAGCAGCGCAAAGAAAAGAAUAGAGAAGAACAUGCAGAUGAAGAGCAAGAGGGUCCGGGGCAACAAGGUCCACAAGGACCAUGGAAUGCAGCCACUGCGAAAACCAUCAUGGCAGUGAAAAAGCAGUUGUCAUAUGAGCUGUGCCAAGAUAAGCUCCUACAUUUUAUGUCGGAAUGGUGUGACACACCCAAGGAAGUGGAAGCUUCGUGUUGCUACGAAGACUGCGCGGUGAAAUACGAUGAUGAGCUCCUACCUGCUCGACAAAUUCAGCGUGAGCAGCUUGUGAACUGCUAUUUGAGAAUCCCUCAUUCCAUCAAGCAAACAGUGCCUGCCGACAUUGUGGAAAGGUUCUCGCAGAAAAAGCCUGAAGUCAAGACAGAAAAUUCUGAAGAUCACAUUCUCAUCCGCAAGGUGAACUACCAAUACCCUGGCCCUUGCACUAUCCGAACUCGCAAACAAGUGGUAGGAAACUUCCUCUUACAUUCCGAAAAUGGUGGCAGCCCACAUUGCGUUGCUGUGAAGCAGGACGAGGAAGACAAGCUGAUUGUUUUUGACACAGAUGGUGUCUUCCACUUAGCAGUAGCUGACUUCGAGACAGCGUUGUUAGGUGGUGUGGAUGCUGCCACGUGUGUUAUUUUCAAACUUCAGGACGGCAAAAAGGAUACAGAUGUGGGUAUGUCCGAUUUUGAGAACCUCCUGGACUUAGCAGCAGGGAGUUCUGAAUCAAAUGAAGAAUGCACUACAGACGAUGCUCAGGACACAGCAUUACUGCCAGAGGUGUCCGAAAAGAAGGGAAGCUUUGAUUGGCUAGAUGACACUGGACGUGUGAUCACCGACCAGUGCGGGGAAGAAGCGGUGCAGUGCUUUGCCUGGAGCCAUCUUGUGGAGAAGGCGCAGACCACAUCAAAGCGUGUCUUCAAAAAAGCAUUUCAGCGCCUGGACUUUUGCAAGUGA
This is a messenger RNA of Durusdinium trenchii, 1052 nucleotides long. The record is from the annotation of a GenBank genome assembly. Lineage: Eukaryota; Dinophyceae; Suessiales; Symbiodiniaceae.